This is a messenger RNA of Danio rerio (zebrafish), 4158 nucleotides long. RefSeq names its product cadherin 4, type 1, R-cadherin (retinal) (gene cdh4). Gene Ontology annotation, molecular function: calcium ion binding. Gene Ontology annotation, cellular component: cell-cell junction; catenin complex; membrane. The record is from RefSeq and is marked provisional. Gene Ontology annotation, biological process: cell adhesion; adherens junction organization; heart development. Lineage: Eukaryota; Metazoa; Chordata; Actinopteri; Cypriniformes; Danionidae.
CUCUCGCAUCACUCAGCGGAACCUGCUACCGACAGCACAUCUCACAGGAAUUAUCUGCACGUUUGUGAAUAACAAACAUCUGCCUCCUUCGCUGAUGGCCAAAAUGAAAACCGGCUGCGCGAUUCUUGUGGCGUGUGCCUUAGUUGUGGGCACAUCUUUGGGGAGUCACUGGAACGCUCAGACGGUUGCUCCAUGCAGACCUGGCUUCUCCCAGAGCUUCUACACCGUAUUUGUCCCCAGGGUUGUGCUGCAAGGCCUGAACAUCCACAAAGAUACCCUGCUGUCAUCUGGCCAUGUGAAGUUUGAAACCUGUCACCGAAUAGAGGAGCUUUCUUUUGAGAGCAGUGACCCAAAGUUCAGCGUUCGGCCUGAUGGCUCUCUUUACGCAGAGCAAGAUGUGACGAAUCUAACAGAACCCAUCCAGUUCAUGGUGACAGCCAGAGACAGAGCAGGAGAGUAUAUCUGGGAGACCACUGUUAAACUGGCCCUCGCCGGACACCCACUUUCACCUCCUUUUAACCAGAUUGCUGGCGAAGCCAUUUAUGGAGGACCCUCCCACUACCACUAUCAAAAUCCCCGGCUCAUUACGUUUCCACGACAACGGCAGCGAGGCUUAUCCAAUGGGCUGCGGCGACAGAAGCGGGACUGGGUCAUUCCACCAAUCAACGUGCCUGAGAACUCCAGAGGGCCUUUUCCUCAAGUCCUCGUCAUGAUUCGAUCGGACCAGGACAAAAAGAUUGAGAUCCGGUACAGUAUAACAGGAGCUGGAGCAGAUCAGCCUCCCAAUGACGUCUUUAAUAUUGAUCCUGUGACAGGGAAAAUGUCUGUCACAAAACCUUUGGACAGAGAAGAUAGAGCUUCUUACCAUCUCAAAGCUCAUGCGGUGGAUAUUAACGGGAACCAAAUGGAGCCUCCUAUUGAUCUGUAUAUUUAUGUCAUUGACAUGAAUGACAACAGACCCGAGUUUAAGAACCAGGUUUACAACGGAUCAGUCGCUGAAGGCUCCAAACCUGGCACUUCUGUAAUGCAGGUAACGGCCUUUGACGCUGACGACAGCACCACGGCGAAUGGACUGGUGCACUAUCGCAUCCUGAGCCAGACGCCUCACAUCCCCAUUCCCAACAUGUUUACAAUUAACGGAGCCACCGGAGAGAUUAGCACCAUCGCAGCGGGCAUCGACAGAGAGAAAGUCUCUCAGUACACCGUCAUAGUGCAGGCCACUGAUAUGGAGGGAAACUUGAACUUCGGUUUGUCCAACACCGCCACAGCCCUCAUCAGCAUUUCUGACAUCAAUGACAACCCGCCAGAGCUGGACUCUAAAACUUUUCUAGGAGAGGUCCCGGAGAAUGCUGUGGGUGUUGUGGUGGCCAAUUUGACAGUCAGAGACAAGGAUCAGCCUCAUACACCCAACUGGAAUGCUGUAUAUAGGAUCACAGGAGGAGACCCGUUGGGCCAUUUCACCAUACGCACUGAUGAAAUCACCAAUGAUGGCAGGGUCAUAGUGGUUAAGCCAGUUGACUAUGAGCGGAAUGGAGCCUUCAUGCUCAUGGUGGUGGUCUCAAACCAAGCUCACCUGGCCAGUGGGAUCCCCUCCUCCCCAUCUUCCUCUGCUGGUGUCACCAUCACAGUUUUGGAUGUCAAUGAGGCUCCUGUCUUCCCAUCCAACCCUAAAAUCAUCCGCUUUGAAGAGGGAGUACCUGCUGACACCACCCUCGCUACUUUCGCUGCUCUGGAUCCAGACCGCUUUAUCCAGCAAACUAUCAGGUACUCCAAACUGUCAGAUCCAGCCAACUGGCUGAAAAUCAACAGGACCAAUGGAAGGAUCACCACCACCGCGGUGCUGGACCGUGAGUCACCGUAUAUGAAGAAGAACGUAUACGAAGCAACCUUUCUGGCCGUGGACAAUGGUUCCCCUCCUGCCACAGGAACUGGUACACUCCAGAUUUAUUUGAUAGAUGUGAAUGACAAUGUGCCCGUCUUGGUUCCUCAAGAGGCUCUGGUUUGCGAGAGGUCACGACAUGGAUAUCCAGUCAACAUCACAGCCUCAGAUUUAGAUUCAGAACCCAAUGCUGGCCCUUAUGUCUUUGAGCUGCCCUCUUACCCCUCUUCUGCCCGUCGAAAUUGGACCAUUUCACGCCUGAAUGGUAAUUAUGCCCAGUUGAAACUGCGGAUCCCCUACCUAGAGGCAGGCAUGUACAGAGUCCCCAUUUUAGUUUCUGACUCUGGAAACCCUCCCCUGUCCAACACCUCCGUCCUGAAGGUCAAAGUGUGUCCCUGUGAUGAAAACGGAGAUUGCACUGUGAUCGGUGCAGUGACUGUGGCUGGGCUGGGAACUGGAGCCAUCAUCACCAUCCUCAUCUGUAUCAUUAUACUGCUCAGUAUGGUUCUGUUCUUCGUGGUGUGGGUGAAGCGAAGGGAGAAAGAGCGUCAGACAAAACCCUUAUUGAUCGACCCUGAGGAUGACGUCAGAGAUAACAUUCUGAAGUAUGAUGAAGAGGGAGGAGGAGAGGAAGAUCAGGACUAUGACCUCAGUCAGCUGCAGCAGCCCGAGUCUCUAGAUCACAUAAUGAGCAAGCCUGCAGGUGUGCGGAGAGUGGACGAGAGACCCGUUAUCCUAGAAUCUCAGUAUCCUGUCCGGCCAACGGUACCACACCCAGGAGACAUCGGGGAGUUCAUCACUGACGGUUUGCGUGCAGCAGAUAAUGACCCCACCGCUCCUCCCUACGACUCCCUGCUGGUGUUCGACUACGAGGGCAGCGGCUCCACAGCGGGCUCUGUCAGCUCCCUGGACUCCUCCAGCUCUGGGGAACAGGACUACGACUACCUCAAUGACUGGGGUCCUCGCUUCAAAAAGCUGGCAGACCUCUACGGAGGAGGGGGGGAGGACUGAAGGUGCGAGCCAGAGGAAGACGGAGGGGAACAGAGGGGGCCAGGAGGGACUUUUGGCAUCUCGAAUGUUUUAUCGAGAAGCUGUACGCCAAGCCUCCGAAGUGGGCUGAUUAUCUCUCAAGAAAAGUUCCUCUGCACGCUACGGAGGCACGGAGAGGGGAGGAUAUUGCCCUGCAGCCUGCUCUGGACCUUUGCUGCAAUCCACAAGUAUUUUACGGCUUUUUACAAUAUUUCGCGUUGUGGUUUCUUCAGUGUUGUUUUGUCAUUCCUCUCGGAUGGCCUAAAGGCUCAAGAUGGAAUCGAGUUGCGAUGGGGACAGCGAACUCUCGGCGCGCAGGAAUCAAAGAAAACGAGUGCGCACACUUGUUUUUUUUCCAGUCGCUUUAUCACUAAUGAGAGCUCCACACACACUUUUUCUCUCAACUUGAAUUUCAGUAGAACAGAAGCACUGUUGUUGAUAAAGUGCCUUUUGUGGUGUGUUUUGUAUCGGACUCCUGCAAUCUCAGGGUCGGUUGCCAUUUUGAAAAGUUUCUUCUGUUGGGCGCACACUCCCCCGUUCCUGUCUGCUCCUCUCAGCUACCUUCUGCUUUUCGUUCACCUCUGCAUUAGCGGUGCAGAACGCCUCUUUGACUACUACGUGGAAAACAAAGGAAACAGAGAAUGUUUUGUUGACAAACACAAGACUCAUCUUCCCUUAAGCAAUCUCAUUCUCCCUUGAGAAAUUGGAGCGUAUAAAGUACAGUGAUCCAAUUCGACCAAAAAAAAAAAUCAUUUUUCUUUUCUUUUUGAUUAUUUUUAUUUUAAAACUUGACCGACCACGACCAUAUAAUGUUAUGUUGUGUAAUGGUUGUGUAAAAAAAAUCAAGUUCUUUAUUUUAAAAGAAGAAAAAUAUUACUGGAGAAUGCCUUUUAGCUCAUACUCUUGCCUGCCUUGUACGAUUUUGUGUUGCGUUUCCGAUCUGUAAAGGUAAUUUAGGCAUGACAAGUUGCCAGACAGUGAGACUAAAAGUGAUGGCUGAAGAAACCCGACUCUAAAAGGAUUGCAUCAGAAGAAACCUUCUCUUUUUUUGUCUUGAACAUUCCCCUUUUCUAACUUUAUAAGUUGAUUAAAAUAUUAUACGUGCAUGACUUCUUUCAAAACAAUGUCUCAAAUCUCUCGCACUUGUUCCUCUGUGGUCAGAAUGUGAAAAGUAGUUGGCAAAGAAUAUACACCAUACGGAAUAAAUAUAAUCUGAAAGAAAUAAAAAACAAACAAAAAAGAUUCAAAAA